Messenger RNA from Trichoderma reesei QM6a, 6183 nucleotides. Its product is annotated as glycosyltransferase family 2, chitin synthase. The record is from RefSeq and is a predicted model, not a curated record. Gene Ontology annotation, molecular function: ATP binding; cytoskeletal motor activity; chitin synthase activity. The coding region runs from base 253 to 5832 and encodes 1859 amino acids. Gene Ontology annotation, cellular component: cell periphery; myosin complex; cell septum. The transcript has 3 exons. Lineage: Eukaryota; Fungi; Ascomycota; Sordariomycetes; Hypocreales; Hypocreaceae.
AAAAAAAAAAUAACCAACCUCACCACUCGAACUUCUUUACCAGAGCCAUCCAUAGCAGUCCGUCGCGCAUCAUCUGGGACGAAAACACCACGGAUUCCUCUUAUCCGCAUCACGCAACCCGACGGCAUCUCUACGGAGUGAUAGCAGUGCUAUACCGCUCCAGCAUCUACCAGCAUACCAUACUCCGUGCGCCUGCACCGAGCAGGUGGCAGCAACCGCCGCGAUACUGAGGCUCACAGGUAGUCCUUCGGGAUGAGCCUACCGCUGGGGACCGGCAGUGGAGGAGCACAUACGCAGCACUCGCUUCCUCAACUGCCUGCUCACUCCCAGUCGGACACGCAGAUAACGGCCCAUCUCGCGAGUCGAUUCCACACGCAGAUCCAGGCAACCUAUCUGUCGUCCCAUGGCGUCGUCUGCGUCAACUCCUAUACGACGUCGACCAAGGGACCAGAUGGCGGCAAGGAAGGCAGUUCCAUGGCUGCGGCCGAGGACGUAGCUGAGCGUUCAUAUCUGCGUCUCGGCCACCGGUCUGAAAACCAAGCUGUUGUGUUUCUGGGAGAAUCCGGUGCGGGAAAGUCGACCAUCCGGAACCAUUAUCUCACGGCUCUGCUUAAGAAGUCAUCGACCCCCUUAUCCAACAAGCUCUCUCUUGCAGCAUAUGUCUUCGACGCACUCACUACGACAAAGACGGCGACGACUCCGAUUGCUUCCCGAGCCGGUCUGUUCUUCGAGCUGCAAUACGACACGUCGGCCUCAACAAGCCCCAUCCUCAUCGGUGGUAAAGUCCUCGACCAUCGGUUGGAGAGGAGCAGAAUCACCGACGUCCCGACGGGCGAGCGCAAUUUCCACAUUCUCUACUACCUGGUCGCUGGAACGAGCGACGCAGAGAGGAGUCACCUGGGAUUCGACAGCGACAAUGGCAGCAAGAGGUGGAAGUUCCUUGGGCACCCGACCCAGCUCAAGGUCGGCAUCAACGACGCCGAAGGCUUCCAGCUCUUCAAGACAGCCAUGAGGAAGCUCGAGUUCCCCAAGAACGACAUUGCCGAGAUCUGCCAGAUUCUGGCUACUGUCCUCCACAUCGGACAGCUGGAGUUCGAGACGACCAGCAGCACGAGCGCCACGGGGGAUGACAGUGGUGGCUUCUCUCACGAGGGAGGCACCACCUACACUGCGGUCAAGAACAAGGAUGUGCUCGCCAUCAUUGCUGCUUUCCUCGGUAUCAGCGCGUCUGAUCUCCAGACCACGCUGGGCUACAAGACCAAGAUGAUUCACAAGGAGCGCGUCACCGUCAUGCUCGACCCCAAGGGUGCCCGUGCUCACGCCAAUGAGCUGGCCAGGACGCUCUACAGUCUCUUGGUCGCCUGGAUCGUCGAAAACAUGAACCAGCGCCUCUGCGCCCCGGAGGAGAACAUUGCCAACACCGUCUCCAUUGUUGAUUUUCCUGGUUUUGUCCAGUCUGCUUCCACGGGCUCGGCUCUGGAUCAGCUCCUCGCUAAUGCCGCCAACGAAGCGAUCUACAACAUGACGCUCCGCAACUUUUUCGACCGCAAAGCUGAAAUGCUGGAGACGGAGGAAGUCACGGUCUCUGCGACCAGUUACUUUGACAACUCUGAUGCUGUCAAGGGUCUGUUGAAGCCUGGCAACGGCCUUCUGAGCAUUCUCGAUGACCAAACACGCCGCAACAGGACUGACAUGCAGCUUCUGGAGGCCCUGCGCAAGCGCUUUGAAGGCAAGAACCCGGCCAUCGAAGUCGCCUCCGCGACCUCCAAGCUCCCGGGCAGCAACUUCCACACGGAAAACCUGUCUGCAAGCUUCACGGUCAAGCACUUUGCUGGAGAAGUCGAGUAUCCCGUCAGGGGCUUGAUUGAGGAGAACGGCGAGAUCAUCUCGGGAGACAUCAUGAACGUGAUGAACAGCACCAAGUCUGACUUCGUGGCCAAGCUCUUCGGCCAGGAAGCUCUGCAGACCGUCACCCACCCCCAGGAGAAGACAACUGUGAUGCAGGCAACCAUCAGCUCAAAGCCCAUGCGCGCCCCCAGCGUCAUGGUGCGCAAGGGCGCCCGUCCCAACAGGCCCAAUCCCGCAGCCCGCCGCCAGACGCAGGAUAACUUUGACCAGCUCUCGCAGGACAGCGACUCUCGCGAGACUAAGCAGCGAGGAGCGUCGGCCAGGCCAGGGUCCGAACAGGGAGCUUCUGGGCAGUUCCUCGCAUCUCUCGACAACGUCCAGAAAGCCGUCACCGACCCCAACACCAAUGCCUACUUCUUCUUCUGUCUCAAGCCCAAUGACCGCCGCAUCGCCAACCAGUUCGACAGUAAGUGUGUUCGGACGCAGGUGCAGACGUUUGGCAUUGCCGAGAUCAGCCAGCGUCUACGCUCGGCUGACUUCAGUCUGUUUAUUCCUUUCGGAGAGUUCUUGGGCAUGGCAAACAGCGAGACCAUGCUUGUGGGCAGCGAGCGUGAGCGAGCAGAGGCUGCCAUCGAGGAGAGGCACUGGCCCCGCAACGAGGUUUCUGUCGGUGCCACUGGUGUCUUCCUGAGCGAGCGUUGCUGGUUGGAGAUCGCCCAGCUGUCCUUCUCCAGCGGUGCGUCUGCCCGCGGGCCCAUGUCAGCCUUCGACAGCGAGGGAGGAGACGGCCUCACACCUGGCGAUCACAACACCUUUGGUGCUUCUAAGGAGCGUCUCUUGUCUGCCGGACACACUCCCCUGGGCUACGGCGAGAAGGGCAAGAGCGGAUAUUUCGUCGCGGAAGAUGCGCGCUCCGAGGCGGGCGCUUCGGCGUUUGGCGCUGGUGACAUGUUCAAGAACCUCGAGACACGCGAGCAGAUGGCCGAGAGAGGCAAUGAAAAGGCCCUGGUCGAGGUCGAAGAGUACAAGGACAGCCCUAGCCGCAGGCGCUGGCUGUUCAUUGUCUAUGCCCUCACAUGGUUUGUCCCCGAUUUCCUCAUCCGGCUGAUAGGACGAAUGCCCCGUAAGGACGUGCGCAUCGCCUGGCGCGAGAAGCUCGCCAUCAACUUUCUCAUCUGGUUCUUUUGCUUGGUCGCCGCUUUCUUCAUCGUGGUCUUCCCCAUGCUCAUUUGCCCUACCCAGCACGUGUACAGCGCCGCAGAGCUCUCCUCUUUUAACGGCAAGGCAAAGAGCGACGGCGCGUACGUGGCCAUUCGCGGUGUUGUGUUGGACUUGGGGGCCUUCAUCCCGUCCCACUACCCUUCGUAUCUGAAGCAGCAGACGCUCUUGAGCUAUGCCGGCCAGGACAUCACCAACCUCUUCCCCGUCCAGGUGUCUGCCCUCUGCGACGGCGUCGACGGCGCAAUCGACCCGACCGUGACAUUGGAUUACAAGACGACAAACUUUACCGGAUCGCCUGUUCUACUCAACUCACAAGACGUAAACAGCAAGUUCCACGACUUCCGCUACUUCACCAACGAUAGCAGACCCGACUGGUUCUACGAGCAGAUGGUGUACCUCAAGUCCAACUUCAAGAAGGGCAACAUCGGCUACACCGCCAAGUACGUCAAGUCUCUGGGCACAAAGAAGUCGCAGAACAUCGCCAUCUUGAACGGCAAGGUCUACGACAUGACAACGUAUCUUGCCGGAGGCCGCCACUUGCGGGCUCCUGUUGGCAAGAAAGUCCCGUCCAACAAUUCCCUGACCGACUUCAUGGAUCCGGCUGUGACAUCUCUGUUCCAGCUGAACCCUGGCCAAGACAUCUCAAAGUACUGGAAAACCAUCAGACUCGACGCCACCGGCAAGUCACGCAUGCAGCGCUGCUUGGACAACCUAUUCUACGUUGGUGACGUUGACACCCGAAACUCUGUCCGCUGCCAGUUCGCCGAAUAUCUGGUGCUCGCCAUCUCGAUUCUGCUGGCCUCGGUCAUCGGAUUCAAGUUCUUCGCCGCGCUGCAGUUUGGUGGAAAGAACGCCCCCGAGGACCUCGACAAAUUCAUCAUGUGUCAGAUUCCCGCGUACACUGAAGACGAGGAGUCCCUGCGCCGUGCCAUCGAUUCGGCUGCUAGAAUGAGGUACGACGACAAGCGCAAGCUGCUGGUGGUGGUCUGUGACGGUAUGAUCAUUGGUCAAGGCAACGACAGGCCGACACCGAGAAUUGUCCUGGACAUUCUCGGCGUGUCCGAGUCCGUGGAUCCGGAGCCGCUCAGCUUCGAGUCGCUCGGCGAAGGUUUGAAGCAGCACAACAUGGGCAAGGUUUACUCAGGCCUCUACGAGGUCCAGGGCCACAUUGUCCCCUUCCUGGUCAUUGUCAAGAUUGGCAAGCCUUCCGAGGUCUCUCGCCCGGGUAACCGUGGUAAGCGAGACUCUCAGAUGGUCAUUAUGCGCUUCCUCAACCGAGUGCACUACAACCUGCCCAUGAGCCCGUUGGAGCUGGAGAUGUACCACCAGAUCCGAAACAUCAUUGGCGUGAACCCGGCCUUCUACGAGUUCAUGUUCCAGAUUGAUGCCGAUACCGUGGUCGCUCCCGAUUCCGCCACUCGCAUGGUUGCCGCUCUUAUCAACGACACCAACAUCAUUGCCGUGUGUGGUGAAACGGCCCUGACUAACGCCAAGGGGUCUUUCAUCACCAUGAUCCAGGUGUACGAGUACUACAUUUCCCACAACCUGUCCAAGGCCUUUGAGAGUCUGUUCGGCUCCGUCACCUGUCUGCCCGGUUGUUUCUCCAUGUACCGUAUCCGCGCUGCGGAGAGUGGUAAGCCCCUUUUCGUGAGCAAGGAGGUCGUCGAGGCGUACUCCACCAUCCGAGUCGACACGCUGCACAUGAAGAACCUGCUUCAUCUGGGUGAGGAUCGUUUCUUGACGACGCUGCUGCUUAAGUUCCACUCCAAGUACAAGACCAAGUACAUCUUCACCGCCCACGCGUGGACUAUUGCUCCUGAUUCCUGGGCCGUCUUCCUCUCUCAGCGACGUCGUUGGAUCAACUCUACCGUGCACAACCUGAUUGAGCUGAUCCCCCUGUCUCAGCUGUGCGGUUUCUGCUGCUUCAGCAUGCGUUUUGUCGUCUUUGUCGACUUGCUGAGUACCGUUGUCCAGCCGGUCACCGUCGCCUACAUUGUGUACCUGAUAGUGCGCGUGGUACAGAAUCCGAACGUGGUGCCCGUGACGGCCUUUAUCCUGCUCGGUGCCAUCUACGGUCUGCAGGCCAUCAUCUUCAUCCUGCGUCGCAAGUGGGAGAUGGUGGGCUGGAUGAUUCUCUACGUCAUCGCCAUCCCGGUCUUCAGCUUUGGUCUGCCCCUGUAUGCUUUCUGGCACAUGGACGACUUCGCCUGGGGUAACACCCGUGUGGUUGCCGGUGAGGACGGCAAGAAGGUGCUCAUCUCGGACGAGGGCAAAUUCGACCCCUCUUCGAUCCCGAAGAAGAAGUGGGAAGAGUACCAGGCCGAGCUCUGGGAGACGCAGACCUCGCGAGACGACACUCGCUCCGAGGUCUCUGGCUUCAGCUACGGUACUAAGGCUCACGGCGCCAUGUCAGAGUAUGCGUACCCCAGCCGCCCCGCCUCGACGACGGGCUUCAUCCAGACAGGUCACGGUCAGCCGUACGAGACACGCAACAUGUCGCGCAUGUCCAUGGCUCCGUCCGAGAUGAACCGCAUGAGCCAGUAUGGCGGAUCGCAGUUCUUCUCCCCAGAGGACAUGGUUGGCCUUCCGAGCGACGAUGCCAUCCUGGCGGAGAUUCGCGAGAUCCUCAAAACGGCGGAUCUGAUGACCGUCACCAAGAAGGGGAUCAAGCAAGAACUGGAGCGCCGCUUCGACGUCCCGCUGGACGCGAAGAGAGCCUACAUCAAUAGUGCCACCGAAGCUCUCCUCUCUGGUCAACUCUAGAAGAAGACGGGAGCGGAAAAAAGGACGCCGACGUCCAGCUCACUCAUAGCCUUGUUUAAUCUCAAAGCGGCUUACAUCCCCCUUUCUUCCCUCUUGAAUUUUGGGUAUUAUCUUAUUAAUUUCUGUUUUCUCGGCCGCCUGGGCCGCUCCCUAUCUGGGUUUACGCGCGUUUACCGACAAGCAUGCAUUAAUCUUGGGAGGAAGAGAGGGGGUUCGAGCGGGACAUGAUGUCUGGGUCGUGUUGCCUUAGGGCUGACGGAGCAUGGCUUUUCAUCGAAAGUAUGAGGAGGACGAGCGUGAAUGUACCUAACGGAUUUUCAUCAUUAAUGGCGUGCUCAAGGAUAGAUGGAC